Molecule: messenger RNA, 859 nt
Organism: Musa acuminata AAA Group (dessert banana)
Lineage: Eukaryota; Viridiplantae; Streptophyta; Magnoliopsida; Zingiberales; Musaceae
Product: expansin-like B1
Exons: 5
Coding region: 1-765 (254 amino acids)
Cellular component (GO): extracellular region
Source: RefSeq, a predicted model, not a curated record
AUGGCUCCCUCGGCAGCGCAACUCCUCCUCUUCUCUUUACUCAUCCUCGGGUCUCCUGCAACUGCAGCCACAUGCAGCGGUUGCUUCUCGCGGUCGAGAGCUGUUCACUAUCCGGACUCCGAUAGACGAGGAACAGAAACCGGAGCAUGCGAGUAUGGUGCCUUCGGAGCCACACUCUACGGUGGGGAUGUCUCUGCAGCAUCAAAGCUCUACAGAAACGGCGUGGGUUGCGGUGCAUGCUAUCUUGUCAGAUGCACGAUCAGAGGAUACUGUUCCAGAGAUGGGGUUGUCGUCGUCAUCACCGACCACGGAGCAAGCGACAGUGCAGAUUUCAUUCUUAGUCAGCACGCUUUUGCGAAGCUGGGUCGAAGCGCCUCCGCUGGCGCCGCCCUUUUGGCUCUCGGUGUAGUUGACGUCCAGUACCGCAGGGUUCCUUGCAGCUACCCGAAGAAGAACAUUACGUUCAAGAUGGAUCACAGCAGCGACUUCCCGUACUACUUUGCCUUCCAGAUAUGGUAUCAACAAGGAGACCGGGAUAUAGUCGCCGUUCAGCUAUGCGAGACGGAGAGCUUGACGUGCAAGCUGGUGGAUCGGAGCCAUGGAGCGGUGUGGGCGGUGGCGAUGCCACCGAGAGGGCCUCUCUCGGCGAGGAUGCUGUUGAGUGGAGACGAUGGCGAUGUAACCUGGCUGGUACCGCCCUACGACGUACCGGAGGAUUGGAGGGCGGGAGCCAUGUACGAUUCCGGGAUACAAGUGUACUCCUAGUGCUGCUUUUUUGCUUCGUCACAUUGAGACCGUGGCCAUGCGUGCACACCUGUUUGCUUUACGGCUACGAUUAACCGUAAUAUGAGUGCUGACU